GUCCGUCCCCCAUUUCGCCGACCCACCCCAAGUUUCCCAUUCGUAACUGCCACCGGCGAGCAUUCCUUUGCUGCUCCGCUUACGCUGCCGCCACCACCGCCGUCUGCAUGGCGGAGGAACUAGUCGGAACGGGUGGCGCCACCUCGGACCCCGACGGUCCCGACGGCGUCCGUAUGAGCUGGAACAAUUGGCCCCGUUCCAAGAUCGAGGCGAGCAAGUGCGUCAUCCCCGUUGCUGCCUCCAUCACCCCGAUCCGCGCCUCCCCCUCCGUUCUCGUCCUCCCCUACCAGCCCCUCCGCUGCAAGCCCCCCUGCUCCGCCGUCCUCAGCCCCUUCGCCCGCGUCGACUUCGCCGCCAAGAUCUGGAUCUGCCCUCUCUGCUUCUCACGCAACCACUUCCCCCCGCACUACGCCGGCAUCAGCGAGGCCAAUGUCCCCGGCGAGCUCUACCCCCAGUGCACAACCGUCGAAUACGCCCCACCGCCCCUCGACCACCACUCCGCUCCAUCGUCUGCCCCGCCGCCGCCCCCCGUCUUCCUCUUCGUCAUCGACACCUGCCUCAUCGAGGAGGAGCUAGGAUUCCUCAAGUCCGCGAUGCGCCGGGCCAUCGGCCUGCUCCCGGAUAACGCCCUCGUUGGGCUGCUCACCUUCGGCACCCAGGUCCAUCUAUACGAGCUAGGGUUCGCGGAUGUGUCCAAGAUCUACGUGUUCAGGGGGAUCAAGGAAAUCUCGAAAGACCAUAUCUUGGAUCAGCUCGGGCUCUCUGCUUCGAGUGUCCGGCAUGGUGCCGCCGUUGGAAUGCCAGGGUAUACCAAGGCGCCGCAGACCAAUGGGUUUCAUCCGUCUGGAUCGGUUCAUAGAUUCCUGCUUCCGGCUGCAGAUUGUGAAUACGCUCUCAGUUCGUUGCUGGACGAGCUGCAGACAGAUCAGUGGCCAGUUGAAGCAGGGAGCCGUGCUCUUCGUUGCACGGGGGUUGCCCUAAGUGUUGCCGCUGGCUUACUGGGAGCAUGCGUGCCUGGUACUGGGGCUCGCAUCAUAGCUUUGGUUGGUGGACCAUGUACGCAGGGCCCUGGAAUGAUUGUCUCAAAAGAUUUGUCAGAACCAGUUCGCUCUCAUAAAGAUCUUGAUAAAGAUGCUGCUCCACAUUUCCACAAAGCUGUUAAAUUUUAUGAAAAUUUGGCCAAGCAGCUAGUUAGCCAGGGCCAUGUAUUGGACCUAUUUGCUUCUGCACUUGAUCAGGUUGGGGUUGCAGAGAUGAAAGUAUCAGUUGAAAGAACAGGUGGACUUGUUGUUCUUGCUGAAAGUUUCGGGCACCCAGUUUUUAAAGACUCCUUCAAACGCAUUUUUGAAAAUGGCCAACAGUCUCUUGGUCUUUCUUUUAAUGGGACACUUGAGAUCAACUGUUCAAAGGAUAUCAGAAUUGAGGGAAUUAUUGGGCCAUGUACAUCUUUAGAGAAGAAGGGAACUCUUUGUGCUGAUGUUGUCGUAGGCCAAGGAAAUACCACUUCGUGGAAGAUGUGUGGUCUUGAUAGGACUACUUGUUUGACUGUAUUCUUUGAAAUCGUACCAAGCGAACGGUCAAACCAAUCUGGAAUUCCAAAUCCACAAUUAUAUAUACAAUUCUUAACAAAUUAUCAGGGUCCUGAAGGUCAAAUGAGGUUACGGGUUACAACCAUCACUAGAAGAUGGGUGGAUGGUUCCAAUGCAGAGGAACUGAUUGAAGGAUUUGAUCAGGAAACUGCAGCUGUUGUUUUGGCAAGAUACGUCUCCUUGAAAAUGGAGAUGGAGGAAGAAUUUGAUGCAACUCGAUGGUUGGAUAGAUCACUAAUCCGCCUUUGCUCCAGAUUUGGUGAUUACCGAAAAGAUGAUCCUGCUUCAUUUACAUUAAAUCCAAAUUUUUCAAUACUCCCACAGUUUAUGUUCAACCUGAGGCGCUCACAGUUUGUACAGGUUUUCAACAACAGCCCUGAUGAAACUGCUUAUUUCCGUAUGUUGUUGAAUCGGGAGAGCAUCACCAAUUCUGUUGUCAUGAUACAACCUUCACUUCUUUCAUAUUCUUUUAACUCCCCUCCUGUUCCUGCAUUAUUAGAUGUUGCGUCUAUAUCUUCAGAUCGUAUAUUAUUGCUAGAUGCCUAUUUUAGUGUUGUUAUCUUCCACGGUAUGACCAUUGCUCAAUGGCGCAACAUGGGUUACCAGAUUCAGCCUGAGCAUCAGGCUUUUGCUCAGCUGUUACAAGCUCCUCAAGAUGAUGCCCGGGUGAUCAUCAGAGACCGCUUCCCUGUGCCCAGAUUAGUUAUCUGUGAUCAGCAUGGCUCCCAGGCAAGAUUUCUGUUAGCCAAGUUGAAUCCAUCAGCUACAUAUAACUCUGCCCAUGAGGUGGUGCCGGGGUCUGAUGUCAUCUUCACUGAUGAUGUUAGUCUUCAAGUGUUCUGUGAGCAUCUUCGAAGACUGGUUGUUCAGUCAUGAGGACAUGCAUUUUGCUCAACUUAAUUAAUUAUGACAAUGCAUUCGCUGUUUAUGGAGUUGACUUCAUCUGGGGACCGAGGUGGGUAGCUUCUGCCAAUUUUUGGGAGUCUUGGUAUAUGGGAAAUUUAAAUAUGGUACAAAUCAGGUUGACAUUUUUGGAUGGGAAUUCAGUCAGGGUAACUUCUUUUUCUACUUUUCUUCUUUACUCACUCGACAUUGUUCACUGAAAGUGGACAUUUUUGGACCUCUUACAUUUAUAUAUUUUUUUAUAGUAAUGAAGUCGAAAUUGAACAAUGUGGCCUGGAGAAAACAUGUAGGGCCUAUUUAUUAGUUUUAUAUAAAUGGAAACAUUGCUCUUUUAUAUUGUUUUCCUUCAAA
This is a messenger RNA of Musa acuminata subsp. malaccensis (wild Malaysian banana), 2843 nucleotides long. Its product is annotated as protein transport protein SEC23 E. NCBI's taxonomy places the organism in Eukaryota, Viridiplantae, Streptophyta, Magnoliopsida, Zingiberales, Musaceae. Gene Ontology annotation, cellular component: endoplasmic reticulum exit site; COPII vesicle coat. Gene Ontology annotation, molecular function: GTPase activator activity; zinc ion binding. Gene Ontology annotation, biological process: endoplasmic reticulum to Golgi vesicle-mediated transport; intracellular protein transport; COPII-coated vesicle budding. The record is from RefSeq and is a predicted model, not a curated record.